Messenger RNA from Myotis brandtii (Brandt's bat), 339 nucleotides. Its product is annotated as protein p13 MTCP-1. Gene Ontology annotation, biological process: positive regulation of peptidyl-serine phosphorylation. The transcript has a single exon. The record is from RefSeq and is a predicted model, not a curated record. NCBI's taxonomy places the organism in Eukaryota, Metazoa, Chordata, Mammalia, Chiroptera, Vespertilionidae. Bases 1 to 339 code for a protein of 112 amino acids. Gene Ontology annotation, molecular function: protein serine/threonine kinase activator activity.
AUGUCCGAGCUCCGGUCGAAGGUGCACCUCACCUCGCACCCAAUCUGCCUGAGGAUCCUUGGGCCCUGGGUGUAUGAGGACGAGAAUGAUUGCACAUGGUUGUACCUCAUCAUUGAGAAAGAAGAUGUCCUGAAAGUACUGUUGCACCAGGUAGACAUCCCCAUUGAGGAUAUCGCACUCACUCCAAGCACGAUGACAUCGCACACCAUGCCUUUGAUGUGGACGUUCCACCCUGGCAGCCAGUACGUGGACCCCAUUGGCCGGUUCUGGCGCAUCGUGCACCACAUCAAGGUGCAUGGAGUGGAGGAAAUGAUCCUUGAGCUGAUGAAGGACUCGUAG